AUGUCGCCUGCCGAAGCAUUUGCUGGAGUUGGAUCAGUUGCUGCUGCUGAUCAGGCGGCAGGGAACUCAGUUGCUCCUGAGUUAGGCUCAGGACUUGCUGAAGCAGGGCUCGAUCGACAUCUGAAGGGACUUGUAGCUGUAGAAGUCUCUUCUGCUCUUGGGGCUUGUCUUCCUGGUAUAUUGGAAGUCGGGAAUUGUGCGACUACAUUUACUGCCUGUGAAGAUGGUAGGGCUUGUGAACCAUUCAAUUUCACCAAUUUUGAUGCUCUAUUGACUUGGUCCAUGGUGUCACUCACAACUCUCGACUGCCCAAUGACAACUGAACCACGUCCUUUCAAAUCUAUAUUUUCCAGCAUGGUGGAAGGUGAUGAGGAGCUAGGCUGCUACCAG
Molecule: messenger RNA, 390 nt
Organism: Striga asiatica
Lineage: Eukaryota; Viridiplantae; Streptophyta; Magnoliopsida; Lamiales; Orobanchaceae
Source: the annotation of a GenBank genome assembly